AUGGCUAUGCUGCCCUGCCACCUUCCUUGCCUUCCUACUCUGUUGACUGGGAGGCCCAAAUGCACCACAACUACCACAACCAGUUUCAUGCUUGGCUCCAGUGUCACAAGCUCAAUGAUCCUUAAAAGGAUGCAUGAUCUCUCCAAGGACACUGCAAGGAUCCAACAAACCCUGGAGAGGAGCAAAGAGGAGCAUGAGCACUGGAUGAGUAAGGAGCAGAAGAAGUUGCAGAAGAUGGUUGAUAAGGCAAAACAAAAGCAACUCAUCAGGGACUGGAAGGACUGGUGGCGUAAUAAAAAGGCAUGGUCAAGUUGUCAGGCCCAGGGAUGGGAGGACAGGAGAGCAUGGAGAGGAGAGAAUGAGGGGAUGGGAAAAUGGAAGAUGGGAGACAGGAGGAGAUGGGAGAUGGGAAACAAGAAAUGGGAGGUAUCAAAUGUGACUCAAGAUAGCAUCCAAGAUUAG
This is a messenger RNA of Suillus subaureus, 462 nucleotides long. RefSeq lists its product as uncharacterized. The transcript has 3 exons. The record is from RefSeq and is a predicted model, not a curated record. The coding region runs from base 1 to 462 and encodes 153 amino acids. Lineage: Eukaryota; Fungi; Basidiomycota; Agaricomycetes; Boletales; Suillaceae.